Messenger RNA from Lasiosphaeria miniovina, 2217 nucleotides. RefSeq lists its product as uncharacterized. Bases 1 to 2217 code for a protein of 738 amino acids. The record is from RefSeq and is a predicted model, not a curated record. The transcript has a single exon. Lineage: Eukaryota; Fungi; Ascomycota; Sordariomycetes; Sordariales; Lasiosphaeriaceae.
AUGGUGGGCAUCGAAGGCGUGGCUUUCCCAGCUGGCGGGCUCUCGCUCGAGAACAAAGGAAGCGACGCCCUCUACUGGCAGGACCCAAUGGACCCAGAGGACGAUGUAGGAUCGGCGGAUCUCUUUGACCAAUUUGUGGUCCUCGACGACGCUGACUCGACCGCGGGAGAGGGCUUCGGCCAGUUAUACGGAGCUACUGACAUGCCCAUCUCGCCACACGCUCUUGCAGCCGACGCAGUGCCGCCUACUCUACCCACCAGCGGCAGCAGCUCGAGCUUACACACCGCCUCCACUGCCAAGUUCCCCCCGCAACAGCAGUAUUGGCACGGUCGAGGCGCGCCGCCCAUGACAGACCUGACAGACCUGACAGACCACCCCGCCGGAAAUCGAGGACAAAGAGACGAUGGCCUAUUUGCCCGCCAUGAGGCACCUAGCGGUGGCUCUAUUUCCGACUCGGAGCUGCUCAAGCUCGAGGGGCUAACGAUGCGUUCUCCUCGCGUCCAAGUGCCCCCAGCGUCUGCCUCUGUGCCCGCGUCGCCUCCUACCUGGUCGACGAGCCCCCGCAAGGCCAACCGUCUGGAAACUCUGUAUACUCGAAUUCGUGACAACUUCCACGGCAAGCCAAGACCGCAGCAACAGCAACAGCAGCCACUGGCACAGCCCCUUGUGCUUGUUCCGGCCCCAGCCAUGUCGACCAUCAAGAUGGAGUCGGCUGGCAUGGGGAGCCGGCCGCGACCGUUUAACCUCCAACUUUCCAAGUCACACAUGCCCCUGUCUCGGCCGGUCACCGGGCCCCUCUCGGACACGUCGCAGCAGCCGCUGGGCACAAGCAGCAGCAGCAGCAGCAACAGCAUGGGCUAUAUCAACAACUACCUCGACAACCCCUUCUUCGAGACCUCUGGGCUCCCGUUUGCAAAUACUACCGGCAUUGACCCCCACUCGAUGCCCAUACAACCACCCCAGGGCAUCAGUAGAGCCGCCAUCCCCAGCACGUCGCUGCAGACGCCUCAUCUCGCCAACUUCCCGCCAGCCAACAACACUGCUCAGUCGGCCACCUGGCAGUUUGACGCUUCUGCCGACAACAACCCCGACGCCGGCAAGAUGGGCUGGCCGUCGUCGUCAGCGGCGGUGUCGUCGUCGCCGUCAUUUGUCACGCCCGGCGGCCAGGACACCAACGGCUGGUGGGACGCGGGCGAUGCCAUGGACACGGACGCCGUGUCUUACCAGACAGCCGAGAGCCGGCAGGCCGCCUUCAACCUGGCCCUGCAGGGGUUCCAGUUCGCCCAGCUGCCGAUGCACAUGCCGCAGCCGAGGAGCCCGACGGGGCCUGCCGUGCUGCACCGCAACCACGGCGAGCUUCCUUCAGCUGCUCCGCACCAGUUCCACCUCGACGACAUCAACGGCCACCACCAACACCACCACCCGCACCACGCCGGCAACGCCUUCCGGCGCACCCGCUCCGAGCAGCAGCUUUACCACCCCCCACCGCCGCCAUCACAGCAGCAGCGGCGUCCCAAGCCCAAGGCGCCGUCGUCGGGCGCCCGCCACCAACCCCGGGCGCACCAGCGCAACGCCUCGGGCAGCGGCAGCGGCGCCAUGACCAGCCCGCGCAAAGCGCGCACGGCCAGCGGUGGCUCCACGUCGUCGCCCAGCCCGACCCCCGGGCGGCUCCAGCGGCGCAGCGCGUCGAUGCAGAUGCUGCGGAGCACGCCGGCGGCCGGGAGCGCGCUCGAUGGUGGCCCAAGCAACCCCACCGCCGUGCGCAAGCGGCGGUCGUGGACGGGCCGCCGCGGUAAUGUUAAUGGCAAUGCCAACGCCGCCGCCGAACUGAAUUUCGAUGCGAUAGACAGCCCGCACUACACGCGCCACCACGCGCGCAAGCCGUCGUCGUCGGCCGCCACGGGCAGUAGCCGCCGCGGCAGCGCCAACAGCAGCGCCAGCCACCACCACAACCGACAAGCCAGCGACGGCGGCGGCGGCGGCGGUGGCGGUGGUGGCGGUGGAGGAAAUAGCGCGUUCGUCAACUACACGCCCAGCGACCACAACCUGCUCAUGACUGGCGUCGCGCCCAGCGGCAGCAGCAAGACGAAGGCCCGCCGCGACCGCGAGGCCCAGGAGAAGCAGCGCAAGCUGCGCGAGACUAUACAAAAGGCCAUUGCCGCGGCCGGCGGCGACGCGCGCAAGCUGGAGGAGGACGGGAUUCUGCUGAAUGUUUGA